CCGGAAAUGACUCAACGGAGGAUUAGUUUGCGAUCUCCAUUUUGUCGUCGACUUUUAUUUAAGCUGCAUCAUUUCCCGCAGCGGCUCUGAGCAGGUGUUCAUUAUUCAGGAUGAGUUGCCGUGUGUUCAUCGGGAGACUGAGCCCUCAUGCUACUGAGAGAAAUGUGGAGAAGUUUUUCAAAGGAUAUGGGCGAAUUAAGGAAAUUGAUUUGAAGAAUGGUUUUGGAUUUGUGGAGUUUGAAGAUUACAGAGAUGCAGAAGAUGCUGUUUAUGAGCUGGAUGGAAAAGAACUGUGCAAUGAAAGAGUUACAGUUGAACAUGCCAGAGCGCGCCCUAGAGGAGGACGUGGAGGUGGACGAUUUCAAGGUCGCUUUAGUCCACGGUGGUCCCGUAGUAGUGGAGGGGGAAGAAAUGGGCCUCCAAUUCGUACAGAAAACCGAGUGAUUGUUGAAAAUCUAUCUUCACGAGUCAGCUGGCAGGAUCUGAAGGACUUUAUGAGACAGGCCGGUGAAGUGACUUUUGCAGAUGCACACAGACAUAAACUCAAUGAAGGAGUUGUAGAAUUUGCCUCCUAUAGUGACUUGAAGAAUGCACUUGAUAAGUUGUCUGGGACAGAACUUAACGGAAGGAGGAUCCGACUGAUUGAAGAACGUAAACAAUACAGGUCUCGGAGCAGGUCCAGAUCCCGCAGCCGCAGUUCAUCACGAUCUCGUAGCCGAACACGUAGCCGAUCUCGGUCCAGAGGCCGCAAGUCCUAUAGUAGAUCAAAGAGCAGGAGUCGCAGUAAAACGCGUUCUCGUAGCCGAUCACCUGUGCCUGCUAAGGAGCAGAAAGGCCGAUCUCCUUCACCAGCUAAAUCCCCAGAGUCAGCAGAGCGCCCAAGAUCUCAUUCUCGAUCCCGAUCUUGUUCACGGUCAAAAUCCCGAUCCAGAUCACCUUCUGCUGAGAGUGCUGAAUGAAUAUCGUUUGUUACUUCAUAAAUUGGACUCUUACCCCAAGUGAAAAUUGGUGUACUAUAACUAUAAACCAAGUAGGAAUCGGUGAAUUUCUGUCAAAGGAUUGCAAAUUUCAUUUUAAAAAGGCACAAUAUGUUUAACAUACAGUACUUUUGACUUGCAAUUCAGUUUUAUUUAGAGAAAGUAAUUUACAUGCUAUCAUUAGCUAAUUUUUUUUUGCCUUUCUAUAAUAGUGAAUACAAUUCCAUCAUUUUUUUUCUUACACAUUGCUUCAAAUAGCCCACAGAAUUGUACAUUUACAUUGAUUGUGUGAACAUGUUUCUGUAGUUUUUUGCCUUGGUUCAUAUGUCUGAGAUAAUUUUCCAAUUGCUGGAUGUUUUAGAAAUUCUGUUGGCAGCAAAUCUUCAAUGUAUCACUUAGUGUUUGAAGUAUACAGGGAAAGAAUGUGUUGUGUACACCCAUUUUGUACAUUAAAUAUCUACCUUGGUUUGCUGUAAUUUUUGCAUUUGUGCAAUGGGCAAAUUUACAUGCUAUGAAUAACCUGGCCCUAAUGCCUUUAGCAUUGAUAUAUUUACAGUAGAAUUGUAAAUUGUACUAUUUUAUGUCCAUGAAAAACAUGGAAUAAGAAUAAAGGUAGAUGGUAUUCCA
This is a messenger RNA of Mobula hypostoma (lesser devil ray), 1604 nucleotides long. RefSeq names its product serine/arginine-rich splicing factor 5-like. The transcript has 8 exons. The record is from RefSeq and is a predicted model, not a curated record. Bases 111 to 959 code for a protein of 282 amino acids. Gene Ontology annotation, cellular component: nucleus; cytoplasm. NCBI's taxonomy places the organism in Eukaryota, Metazoa, Chordata, Chondrichthyes, Myliobatiformes, Myliobatidae. Gene Ontology annotation, molecular function: mRNA binding.